Osmerus eperlanus (European smelt) is the source of this 6653-nucleotide messenger RNA. It is a transcript of the gene tubgcp6, whose product is annotated as tubulin gamma complex component 6. NCBI's taxonomy places the organism in Eukaryota, Metazoa, Chordata, Actinopteri, Osmeriformes, Osmeridae. Gene Ontology annotation, molecular function: gamma-tubulin binding; microtubule minus-end binding. Gene Ontology annotation, cellular component: gamma-tubulin complex; centrosome; spindle pole. The record is from RefSeq and is a predicted model, not a curated record. Gene Ontology annotation, biological process: spindle assembly; meiotic cell cycle; mitotic cell cycle. The transcript is spliced from 25 exons. Bases 434 to 6280 code for a protein of 1948 amino acids.
CUGCGCGGUUAUGGUGUUGCCGGAAGUUUGUCAUAGAAGUUUGUCCAAUAGAUUACAAUGUUCCGUUCAAUUGUCUAAUCGUAUUUCACGUGGGCGGGCGAUAUUGCGUGCAACUAGCCCUAGCAUGGAACACAGAUAUCAACUGUAAACCGCAGUCUGUCUUCUACACGCUUUUAUAUCCACCUGCGUGAAGCAGUGCAGAUUAUAGCGAAUAUAGAUAGCAUACAGCUCGUAAAGUGUAUACUUGUUUACUUCAAAACGGAGCAGUAUGUUCACUAUUGCCCGACUAGUAUUGGCUGCUCAGUUAGCUAGCUACAGAAUAGCUAGCGUCACUAGACUAGGCUAGCUAACAUGGAAGGUGGUGCAAGCUGACCUGUCAACAUUAAACCACCACUGGCUGUGCUGAAUUGAAGGCCGUAAGAAGAAAGUCACCAUGGACUCCUGCUCUGACGUCUCCCUCCCAUCUAAUUAUAAUAGCAGCAGCACCAGCAUUACCGAACUGCUGGGUGCAUUGUGUGAUAGCAGUCUUUCGGGGGUGUCAUGGAAACGGCGCGCCCUGGGGGGCAUCUCCCGAGAUGCAGUCCGACGUUCCCUCAGAAAGCAAGCCUACGGGGCACUACUCUCCAAACUCUUCCUGGAAGGACCCCUGAAAAGGCCCUCCUCGUCAGUAUCUAAUAUUACCUCCACCACGCCGCCCAGAAAUAAAGUUCUGAUGAUCUCCUUCGAUCUGCGGGUGGCUGGCUGCCAGGACGAAGCAGAGAGGCUGGAGGAUCGGCUUGACAGGCUGGCAGAGGGACCCGCGUCAGGACUCGGGGAACUCAACUCGGUGUUGGAACUCCUGGUGCAGCUAGCUGGCUCGGCACCCCCACCUCCCACCUCCUUCAGCAGAGACUACAUGCGUAGGGAGAGGCCCGUGCUCCGCAGGCCUCCCCUGGGGGGCUACCAGAGUGAGGAGCUCCAGAGGCUGGAGGCUCGGGCCUGGGCUCUGGUGUGUGGGGAGGAGUGGGGCUCCCUGGGAGGGAUGUGUGGGACUCUGGGGCUGAUGGAGGCUCUUCCAGGAACGGGCCUGCUGGCUCUUGGGAGGAGGGCAGAGGUGGAAGAGAAGUUUGAGAGAGAGACCAGGAUGUCGCUGUUUGGGGCGCUUCUGCACACCCGUACCUCCGAUCUGGACAUCAGACUGGACCUGCCGCCUGUGCCCAGCAAUGCUGAUGUCACAGGGCUGGCCAUACGGGUGCCACCUUAUUUGGACCAGUCUGAGGACGAGGGUUUCCAGUCGGCCUCAAACCUGACCCCAGACUCCCAGUCGGAACCUAGCCCCAGCCCUGAGCUCGAUGUCUGGGAGGCCAUAAGGACCUUUGAGCCUGGACGACGUCGCUGCUGGGAAUGCAUCGGCUGCCCCCCGGGUAAGAGGGAGGCCCCCUACCUCUCCGAGGGGGGUCGUGAGGCCUUUGACCAGCUCUACAGGCUGUGGGAGGGGGAGAUGAGGGUGGUCAGUUCGGCCACCCCCUCUCCACUCCUACCUCUACCCUUGGACUCACAGACCCAGCUGGUCAGUGACCUCCUGAACGUUCUGAUCGGUGUGGCGUCCACUACCUUCCCUCUCAACCAGGUGUGUGUGCAGUUUGACGUGCGUCCGGGAGUGUGUGUGUCGGGUGCGUCUCCGGAGAGUGUGUCCCGUCUCCUGGGAGAUCUAGCGCAGUAUGGCACCCACUACCUGAGGCUGAGUCGCUUCUCCCUGCAGAGCGCCCACAAGAAAGGCCUGGUCUUCCAGGCCUUCACAGGCGGACUGAGGAAGUACCUGCAUUACUACAGGGCCUGUGUGCUCAGCACACCGUCCACGCUCAGCCUGCUCACCUUUGGGUUCCUGUUCCGCAAAGUGGGCAGACAACUCAGGUACCUCUCAGAGCUGUGUUGUGUGGAUGGAGCCUGUGGAGUUGGCCAGGCUACGUUCCCUGUGGGAGUGAAGCUGCUGUCCUGCCUGUACAACGAGGCCCAGAGCAACUGCAGUAAUGAGAACUACCUGGUCCUGCUGUCCCUGCUGAAGAGCAGCUGUGAGCCCUACACACGGUUUGUGUCUGACUGGGUAUACAGUGGUGUGUUCAGAGAUGUGUAUGGGGAGUUUAUGAUUCAGGUCAACGAGGACUACCUGGGCUGCAGAGACAAGCACUUCUGGGUGCAGGGCUACACCCUCAUCUCCAGGGAGGUGGAGGCCUGCGUCCCCGUCUUCCUCCGACACAUCGCUAACGACGUCUACGUCUGCGGCAAGACCAUCAACCUGCUCAAGAUCUGCUGUCCCCAGCACUACAUCUGCGGGUCGGAGCUGCCCGUGCCUCGUAUCUCCGUCACCUUCUCCCUGCAGGAAGUGGAGGAGAUCGAGAGGGACUGCGCCGUGUACCGUGGACGCGUGGAGAGGAUCGCCAAGCACAGCGCCAUCAGCAGGGAGGAGCAGGCCCUACGCACAGAGCAGGCACGCCAGGAGCUGAUCAAUCAAGUCAGAGAUUCAGCAGCCAAGACCCUGGAGAGCAUCCGUGGGCGACAGGUGUCCCAGCGUCUGGUGGAGGAGGCGAGGAAAAGGGAGCGCUUCGAGGAACUGAGACAGCACCUGGAGCAGGAACUAGAGUGGCACAGCGCAGCCAAGAAGAAGGAACAGGAGGACGACUACAGCUUUGCCCGGGAGCUGAGAGACCGAGAGAAGAGGCUGCAGGCUCUGGAGGAACAGCUGGAGAUACGAGCCAGGAAAGAGCUGAUUGCUCAGUACAGCCACCUAUCGGAGGAGGCUACCAGGAGGGAGAGGCGGGCCUUAUGGAGGGUGCAGCGAAUGAGACUGGACGAGAGCCGGGCCCAGUUCCUACUGCAGGACCAGCUGCACAUUGAGGCCCUGCUGAAGAGAUAUCCUCUGGGACAGACGAAACCUCCUCCUGAAUCUCUUCUACCUGCUUCCUCCGCUCAGCAGGAGCCUGAACCAGCACUGGUGUGGAAUGUUCCUGGGUCAGUGGAUCCGGAGGGAUCUGGGCUCCCCCUGGGGACACCAAGGCCUCCCCUCAAGCCCCCCUCUGCUACUGAAGACCCUGCCCUCACCUCCCAGGACACCAAGCUCACCCAGCUCCUUCCCCGUCCCGGGGACAGCCAGCAGGUGGAGCAGGCACUGCAGGAGAUUGGAUCUGACCUCCCCGAAGGCCCAACCCAACCCCAACCUCAACCUCAAACCCAACCACAGUCAGAUGUAGACUAUGACUUCAGCACCCCCUUCAGUCCUCUGGGGGGAAUGCUGGAGCCAGACCAGCCCCCAGCCGUGGCUCCUGACCAGCCCCAGAACAGGGCUCUCUGGGGGCCCAUGAUUCAGCCAGACAUCCCACUCUCCCACCCCUCAGACUCCCACAUCCCCAUAGGGGAAAACAUGUCAGAUGUCCUGGAGCGUCUCCCCAGGCCCAGUCCCCACGGCCAGGCCUCCCAGUCCAGUUUCCCUCUGGGCCAGUAUACCCCCGACGUCCCCAUCGCCGCCCCCCACAAGCCUGGCCUUCAUGGACACCCCUCCCAGACCUCUCUCCAGCUCGCAGACGGUACUGAGACCAAGAUGAUAGAUAGCUGUGUCUCCUGUUUUCUACCAGCAGCAGAACAGGAAUUGACAGCCGUGACUGGGACAGCGGGGAGUGUGGAGAAGGCUAGCCAGGGCCCAGGGAACAAGGCUGGGAAAGAGAGCGAACAGAGUCAGCUGGAGAACCAGACAGCUGGUGCUCUGAUCUCCCCAGAAAAGAGGCACGGCAGUGGGGAUCUCCGAUGCCAGUCCCCCCCUUCCCUGUCGAUCCCAAUCACAACCAUCCCCGCUCACGUGUCCGACACUUGUACUACAGUCAGGGAGAAUGCAUCAGUGGCAGACUACCUCCACACGCGGUCCAUCAAUGUGUCACAUGACCGCGUCAAGGAGGGCGAGGGCGUUCCCGAGGUGAUUAACUCUCAGCCAUCGCUGAACGCGCACGGCCGCCCGUCUGACGCCCGCCCGAGGGGCGGGGAGUUUUUGUCGGCGGCGACCCCCCCUCGGCCGCCCGCGAGCGUUCACGGUCAGAUCUCGGACGCGCACAUCCAGAUCGGGGAAUACGUCUCCGACGCGGUCACGGCUCGGCCGUCCGCCAACGUCCACGGUCACUCGUCCGACGGCCACAUCAAAGUGGGGGAGAACGUUUCCGACAUGGUGGUCGCCCACCCCGCCCCCAACGUCCACGGCCACGCCUCAGACUCCCACAUCAGGGUCGGGGAAAACGUCUCAGACGUGAGCCCCCUGCUGCCCUCCCCCGGCGUUCACGGCCACGCCUCAGACGCUCACGUCAAGGUCGGGGAGUUUGUGUUUGACGUGGAGACCCAGAGGCCGCGCUGGAGCGAGCACGGUCACGCCUCCGACAGUACCCUCCAAGUGGGCUGCGUGAUGUCGGGUUCGGAAGUAGCUACGUCAUCUUUACCUGGCAGCACAUUCGGACACUCCUCAGACUCAACAUUAGGUGCAGGGUGUGUGGUGUCAGGAAGCGUACCCCUUCCCUCACCCCUACCAGGCAGUCAAUAUGGCCACUCCUCAGACUCAACAUUAGGUGCAGGGUGUGUGAUGUCAGGAAGCGUACCCCUCCCCUCACCCCUACCAGGGAGUCAAUAUGGCCACUCCUCAGACUCAACAUUAGGUGCGGGGUGUGUGAUGUCAGGAAGCGCACCCCUUCCGUCACCCCUACCAGGAAGUCAAUAUGGCCACUCCUCAGACUCAACAUUAGGUGCAGGGUGUGUGAUGUCAGGAAGCGUACCCCUCCCCUCACCCCUACCAGGGAGUCAAUAUGGCCACUCCUCAGACUCAACAUUAGGUGCAGGGUGUGUGAUGUCAGGAAGCGCACCCCUUCCGUCACCCCUACCAGGAAGUCAAUAUGGCCACUCCUCAGACUCCGCUCUUGGUGCAGGCUGUGUGGUGAAGGACCCUGGCAGACAGGACACUCAAGGGCCUAAAGCCUGGGCCUCGAGUGAGCAGCAGCUGCUGGAUGAGGGCAUCUCCUCCUGGGCAGCGAGCUUCGGCCGGCCCCAUGGAGCGGGUGCUGAGCAGGACUACCUGCUAUCCCUGGCGUCCCAGUACGAGGUCGAGCCAUACGAGGACUGCUCCAACCUCAUGAUGUUGUCCCCAGAGUGCCAGCUGCUGCAGCAGGUGACGCGGGGCCCCUGGGGGCUCCCCAUGGACCCCUCCCUCCGCAGGGCCACCGACACCACGCCCGUGCAGCUCAGCGAGAUGGUGUCUCUGCCCGUCCUCAUGAAGCACUCCGUCACCACCCCACUCAUCACACAUGUGUCCCUGGUAAACAAGGCCGUGGUGGACUACUUCUUCGUGGAGCUGGGGGUGGAGCGCCACUUUGAGGCCCUCCGGCACUUCCUGCUGAUGGAGGACGGGGAGUUCGCCCAGUCUCUCAGCGACCUACUCUUUGAGAAGCUGGCCAGUGGUCAGACUCCAGGAGAGCUGCUGACCCCUCUGGUCCUCAACUCCAUCCUGAGCAAGGCCCUCCAGUACAGUCUCCACGGCGACAACGCCCUGGCGCCCAACUUCACCUUCGCCCUGCGCUUCCUGCCCGAGACCUUCCACCCUCACGCCCCCGAUUCACUCAACUGUCUGGAGCUUCGCUACAAGGUGGACUGGCCGCUGAACAUCAUCGUCACCGACAGCUGUAUGAACAAGUACAACCGCCUGUUCUCCUUCCUGCUGCAGCUCAAGCACAUGGUGUGGAGCCUGCGCGACGUGUGGUUCCACCUCAAGAGAACAGCUCUACUGAAGGGUGCGGGCCGCUCGGUGCAGUUCCGCCAGCUGCAGCUGUACAGACACGAGAUGCAGCACUUUGUGAAGGUGAUCCAGGGCUACAUCGCUAACCAGAUCCUGCAGGUCUCCUGGAGCGAAUUCAAGACCAAGAUGGCCACCGUCAACGACCUGGAUGCCAUCCACCGCACGCACGCAGACUACCUCAACAGAGCCAUCUUCAGGGGUUUGCUGACGGAGAAGGCUGCUCCGGUCAUGAACAUCAUCCACAGCAUUUUCAGCCUCAUCCUCAAGUUCCGGGCCCAGCUCAUCACACAGCCCUGGGCCAGCCAGCAGGGGGAGGCAGUGCACCCCAGCUUCAUAGCCAUGCAGCAGUCCUACAACACCUUCAAAUACUACUCCCACUUCCUCUUCAAAGUGGUGACUAAACUGGUUAACAGGGGCUACCAGCCUCACCUAGAGGACUUCCUGCUCCGCAUCAACUUCAACAACUACUACAAAGACUCCUGAGUGUGUGUGUGUGAGAAAGAGUGUGUGUGUGUGAGAGAGAGUGAGUGUGUGUUCUACACCAUCUGUCUUGAUGCCAUAGCGAGUCCAAACCUGACUCUAUACCCAUUCUGAUGUAAAUAGUGUUUAGUCGAACGACAAUAGAAAAUAAACAACAAAGUUUGCGAUAGUGUUGUUUAAACAUAUGCAUUGAUACCUGCUGCAGUGCUGUAACCUGUAAAAGGGUACUUGUAACAUCCUGUUUUACAAAUGAUGUUGCCAAAUGUAACGUUAUUCCACACCUGAAGUGUGCCUGUCUGUGCAUCGUCAUGAAGUAUUCCCAUCCUAUGCCCAUUUAUUAAAUAAAACAUGUAACUUUGUGUAAAUAAAAAAUCUG